AUGCCGAAAAAGUUUGCUGGCGAAAACUCGAAGGCAAGUGCCGCUCGCGAACGGAAAGCCGAAGUUCAAAGGGUUGAAAAUGAGAGAAAGCAAAAGGCGAACGAUGAUGCUUUUUGGGCCGACGAUGAUAAGCAUGUUCAAAAGAAGCUCCAGAGGAAGGAAGAGGAAGAGCGAAAAAAGUUGGACAUGUUGAAACGAAAGGAAGAAAAUCGUCAAGCUUACGAAGAUGACAUGACCAAGGCAGGAGUAAGAACUGAGAACGCAACCAAGGCGCCUCAAAAAGUAACAAGGGCACAACUGGCAGCCCGAGCAGAAGCAAUGAUGCGUCAAGUAGAAGAACAAAAAAGACUGAAAGAGAUGGAAGCAAGACGACUAACGGAAGUUGAUCAUUUGGAAGAGAACAUCAACCGCUUGGAUUUGGACGUGGAGAGUGCUCGAAAUAUCGAUGAGGCUAUUGCCGUUUUGGGCGAUCGAGAGGUCGACCCCGAAAAGCAUCCAGAGAAACGCAUGAGGGCCGCUUAUCAAGCGUUUGAAGAUGAGAAGAUGCCAGAGCUGAAAAAAGAAAACCCUACCUUCAGGAUAUCUCAACUAAAGCAGGCGCUGUGGAAAGAGUGGAAGAAGAGCCCGCAGAAUCCUCUAAAUCAA
Messenger RNA from Mesorhabditis belari, 645 nucleotides. The record is from the annotation of a GenBank genome assembly. Lineage: Eukaryota; Metazoa; Nematoda; Chromadorea; Rhabditida; Rhabditidae.